AGGCUGUUCUGAAGAACGGCUAACCCUAAAGCGCAACUAAGUAAUGCUCGAAACGUUAACAUCUAUCACACUGAUUCGAGUAAGGUGUCACUUAAUCACUUUGGUGAAAAUGUAAUUUAAGGCAAGGCGGUGAUGGAAAGUUAUUUAUUUUGUUUUACAACUGACAUUCAGCUAUCACCGUAAGAAAUGAAAACGCUAGAAAAUUAAAAAAGAAAAUGAUUUGUAGGUUUAUGUAAAGAGGGUAUAAAUAAAAAUACAGCCUUUUUGUGUCAUAAAGUGAAACCUCUCCCGCGCGAGUGUAAGUGACGCAAACAACAAGAGAUUGAUAUAAUAAAAAGCCAACCUUCACAGAAAAUUAAGUUAUAAAUUAUUCAUCUGAUUUUUACUCGGGUAAAUAACCAUGACAAUACCUGAUGGGACAUACCGUAAACAACUGAGAACAACACAACAAGAGGAAAAAACGCAGGUGCACCUGCCUAAUCUUUUCGUGGAGGCUCAAUGCAAGGCCAACCGUUGGAAAAUCCAAUUUCUCACCACAAAAGGCAACGGUUAAAGUGAAUUUACUUCGAAUACGCUAAGAUGGCUUCAGGACUCAACAUUAUAUUUGGUGUCAUCGGAUCACUUGCCAUCAUCAGCAACUGUCUUUUGCUGGUAGUUAUUUUUCAGAACAAGUCAAUGCUGAAGAAGCCAUACAACACGUUGGUUUUAAGUUUGGCCAUUACUGAUUUGAUAACAGGAAUUGGUAUUUUAGCUACCCCUGUUUACGUAGUUGGGCCUGACUCAAUCUCAGUUCCGCCCGGAGGCUUUGGCCAGUUUUUCUGCCGAGUAAUAUUUUCUCAGUACCUCGUGUUUACGCUGGGUAUCGUGUCUGUGUAUACAGUCACAUGCAUGGCUAUUGACAGAUGGCUUGCUGUAGCUCGCCCAACCAAGUAUAAAACAACCUUAACGAGGCCACGAGUGAACAUUUGUGUGGUGUGCAUCUGGGCGCUUUCUGUGCUUUUGAAUACUCCGCACCUGCUUGAAAUGAAAGCCACGACCAGUCCAGAUAACGAGCCGCAGUGUGAGUGGGUUGUUCUUACUCAUGGAACAACCAGAAGAGUUGUGGCUAUUUUGGAAUUUUCAGGAAAGUUCUUCCUUCCCCUUCUUACAGCUUCCGUAACCAUUCUAAGCCUUAACAACCACGUCAAGUCAUCACCAGCUCUCUUUCAGACGAAUAGAGGCAAAGCUGGGUUACGUUUAAUACGCAUGUGUAUGUUAACGGCCAUCGUGCUUGGAGUAUGUUGGUUUCCUAACCAACUGUAUUACAUGUUGUUUAAAUACGACAUCACCGAACUAGAUACACCCAUGCAUCAUUUUACCGUGGUGCUCUGCAUGUUGAAUUCGUGCGUCAAUCCCUUGAUUUACUGCAUCAGCAACAAAAUAUACCGAAGGCACUUUUGUCUUCUGGUGUGUCCAUGGUACAGGGAUAGGAUUAUAGCAUUGGAGCAGACUGGAAGCGAUCCUCAUAGCGUGGCAAACGAGUUAAGAAUCUCUAAAGUGUAUGGACCGGCUGUGAUGAGCGUCACAAAUAGCACACAUGCUUAAGUCAUCAUCUGUAACGCUUGACAAGUCAGGUCUUGCCUUAAGACAUUAUUGACUAUUUUGAAAGUAGUGGAAAACUUAAACUAGAUUUGCGCAGCAUAAGAUAUCGAAAUUAAGUUUAAGGUUUGGUAGUUUUCUUCUUUCUCCUAUUUUGAACUUUAAUUUGUGUUGAUACCUUGUUUUCCUUUUCGUAUGAAAUAGUGAUUUAAAAUCGGUUUGCUAUGUUUACAAGACAUUAAUGCAGCUUAUGCAAGAACGAAAUUAAACAUUUAAGCUCUAAUUUUCGUUCAAAACCGUCAAUAUAAAAAAAGGCCCUUAGAACGACGUUUAUACUUUUGGGCGCAACCGAAUGCCUGCGGAAAUCACCACAGUCGAUUAAAAUGUCCUCUAUUUCACAAAUUGACGUCAGUGUUUUGUGCGUCCGUCCUCUUAUUGAUGGUAAAUUGCGUCAUAACAUUGUCAAAGUGGCUGUGUCGCAGUAUACCCAAAAUGGUCAA
This is a messenger RNA of Orbicella faveolata, 2078 nucleotides long. Its product is annotated as allatostatin-A receptor-like. Gene Ontology annotation, biological process: G protein-coupled receptor signaling pathway. The record is from RefSeq and is a predicted model, not a curated record. NCBI's taxonomy places the organism in Eukaryota, Metazoa, Cnidaria, Anthozoa, Scleractinia, Merulinidae. Gene Ontology annotation, molecular function: G protein-coupled receptor activity. Gene Ontology annotation, cellular component: membrane.